CCGAAUGUCAUGUACCCAUAGGCCAUGUGCUAUGUAGCAGAGAGGUCACGUUUCCAUGCUAGCAGCGCAUCCUGCAUGUUUACCCACGUAUGGUUUGCAGGCCCUGGCAGAAUGAUUGAUUGGAUCAAAUUCCGAUUAGUAUGGAAUGCCGCGGACUUCUUCAUGUUUUGUAGACUGAUCUAUUUAUAUGCGUUGACCUCUUCUUGAUGUUUUCCUUGGGCAUAUUUAUGCUAGUCUGGUACAUUCUGUCAUGCCUGUACAGCCGGGGAAUUUACAGCAGAGUUUACAGAGAAAAAUACACAAGUCACGGUUGCCGACGGGUGCGUAUUUGGACGUCAGCAAGCGACCAGUAUCACUGAGUUAUCAUUAAGUAAACAUUGGGUAACUGAUUUCGAGAACACAUGGCUGACUUCGAAUCAUCUACUACGGGACGCGCUAGACAUGAAGCUGAAGGAGUUUGGACCAAAUUUAGCCUCGUCUUGGGGAUAGGCACUGUUGGUCUGCUUUUUUUCAGACGCUACUUCCAUGGGGCCAAAUGUCGAAGCCUUGCCCAGCUCAGUGGCAAAACCGUCAUUGUCACAGGUGCUAACACAGGAAUUGGGAAAGCCACAGCUCUCGACCUGGCCCGUCGACAUGCUCGGGUGAUCCUUGCUUGCAGGGACAUUCAAAAGGCAACGAAGGGUGCAGAGGACAUACGGCGUUCCACACGCUCUGAGCAGCUUGUAGUCAAGCAUCUGGAUCUCGCCUCCCUAAUAUCCAUCAGGGAGUUUUGUAAUGACAUCCUGGAGACGGAGCCACGCCUGGACAUCCUCAUCAACAACGCGGGCGUGUCCUGGCUGCCAAAGUUCACCAAGACGGAGGACGGGCUGGAGAUGCAAAUGGGAGUGAACCACUUCGGACACUUCCUCCUGACGAACCGUCUCUUGGGACUCCUCAAGAAGUCCUCCCCAGGUGCCCGCAUCGUCAUAGUGUCCUCAGCUCUCUACAAGAAGGGCAAGAUUGACUUUUCCAACCUCAACUCAGAGAAAAGCUACAACCGGUUCCAAGCCUACUACGACAGCAAACUUUCCAAUGUGCUCUUCGGACAAGAGUUGCACCGUCGCUUGGAGGCAGAGAGAGCGGGCGUGUCCGUGUACACCCUGCAUCCGGGCGUCGUCAACUCAGAACUGAACAGACACACCAUGCAUCCGUUUCUUUUAAAGUUCUUUCUACGACCCCUCUUCUGGCUCUUUAUGAAGACCCCUACCCAGGGAGCUCAGACAACCAUUUACUGUGCUGUGGCAGGCGAGCUGGAGGGACUGAGCGGCCUUUACUAUGGUAACUGUAAAGAGCAUCCAUUUCCUCCAGUGGCCUCACUUGCUGAUGAAAACAUUGCCAAGAAACUGUGGGAAGCUAGUGAACGGCUUACAGGUCUUAAGGAUGACUUUUUGGGUUUGGGGAAGUACAGUGCAGUGAAAGUAAAGAGUCGAGAAGCAAGCGGAAAACCGCGGUCCGGCGGCAUCCGCAUCACACCCAGCGCCGCGGUUAGUACGUUGUGUGUAAAACCGGGUGUGCUUUUGAGAGGUUUAGGCAACACCAGUAUGGCAGUCCAGAUGGAGGAUAUUGCAUGGGGGGCAUUUUAUGCCAUGGCCCUCUUUGUUGCUUUCAUUUUGUGGAAGAGAUAUGCGGAGGGCGGAGUUUGUUAUUCCAGCAAUCGCAUGGAGGGGAGGACAGUUAUCGUCACGGGAGCUAACACGGGGAUGGGUAAGGAGAUCGCAGCUGAUAUGGCUAACCGGGGUGCCCAUGUCAUCAUGGCUUGCCGCAGCUUGGAGAAGGGUAACCAGGCGGCCAAGGAUAUCCGCCGGCGUGUCCGAGACGGUACGCUGGUUGUCCGACAGCUGGACCUGGCCUCUUUGAAGUCGGUCCGGAUGUUCUGCAAGGCCUUUUUGGCCACAGAGCCUCGCCUGGAUGUGCUGAUCAACAAUGCCGGGGUCUUUUUUUGCCCAUACAUGCAGACGGAAGACGGGUUCGAGAACCACUUCGGUGUCAAUCACCUGGGCCACUUCCUCUUGACUAAUCAGCUACUGCCACUCUUGGCUAAGUCUCCUGGAAGCCGUGUGGUCAAUGUCUCCUCCUUCACCUAUAAUUUCACCAGCCUAGACUUUGACAACCUCAACUCUGAGCAUUCCUACGGCCGGCUGCAGGCCUACAUGCGCAGCAAGCUGGCCAACGUCUUGUUCAGCAAGGAACUGGCCCGGCGAACCAAGGAUUCCGGAGUUAGUGUUUACUGCGUCAACCCGGGCGGUGUCCACACGGACAUCACCAGGUACCUCUUACCACAGUGGUGUAUGCCGAUAUGUGACCCCCUGAUGUGGUUAGUUAUCAAGAGUCCCCGUGCUGGUGCCCAGACAGCUAUUCAUUGUGCCGUCUCAGACGAGGUUAAAGGUCUUAGCGGUUGCUACUUCAGCGACUGCAAGGAAAAAGCCGUUAGCACAAAGGGUAUGGAUGAGGGCAAAGCGAAGAAGUUGUGGGAAGUAAGUGAAAAAAUGACAGGGUUGUAAAAGCAUUGGCAGUUGGAACAGUAUCAUUACUGCCGUUUAGGACAAGAGUAUCAAAACAUGUUAAAUAGUUUGCAGGUGUUACACUCUGCAAUGUGGCAUAAAGUCUUUGUAAUUUGUAUGGUGUAAUUUCUCCGUAACAAGUGGAAACCUUCAAGUUUUCUUGAGCUGGGGAUCAUGACCAAAACCAAAAUGAUUGAAAUCACCGGAAAUUGCUGAAUUUUCACUGUCUUCAAAUUGCAAUUAUUAAUGAAACUUUCCCAGGACACAGCUUCUUUGUGUUAGAUUUGUAUAUAUAGUGCAAUCAAAGGUGUUUUGUAUUCAUUUUGAUUUUGGUGAGUCCAUUCGGUCUAAACUUUAA
This is a messenger RNA of Acanthaster planci (crown-of-thorns starfish), 2898 nucleotides long. Its product is annotated as retinol dehydrogenase 14 pseudogene. The record is from RefSeq and is a predicted model, not a curated record. Lineage: Eukaryota; Metazoa; Echinodermata; Asteroidea; Valvatida; Acanthasteridae.